UUACCGGUGAACCGCAGAACCAGUCCUCAGUCCUCGUCCAUACAAGUGGGACCGUUAUAUAAUGGUCGACUUUGGGAGAGUGGAGAAGGUGCGCAGCGUUCAGAAUGACUCAGUCCCCGCAAGUGGCAGUGGUCCAAUUCUCGAUCUACAAUCGACGAUGGAAACACAACGAUUGCAUUCGAGCCGACGUCUGGUCGAAAUCUGAAGUCUGAGGGAAUCAAAUCUAUAAACUGACUCCGCUCCUGCGAUAUUUCAGUGAAGGAGAGGAUUAUUUAAGGCCCGUGUGACGAAAACAUCAGUUUGCAAGAGCGUUCAAAGGGUUAGUGCAUUUGCGUCGUCAGGAUGGAAGUCUGCCAAGAACAGCGCAUCGCAUUUGCUCAAGCUUCGCGGAACAUGCCGGCUGAGUCCUGGUGGUCUCCGCUGCAUCCACAAUGAGCGCUCUGCUUGCGGAUGGAGUGUCGUGGGGAAAGCAGACUGGUCUACUUCACGGUGGAGCGGAGCGACCACUGCGAGGCGGCCCUCUUCCGCACAGACACUCCCGCGGACGAGGUCAAAGAGCUGUUCCGAGCGGCAGCAGAGGCAGGGCCCGGGGACGUCCUGAAGUUGUACACCGCGGACGGGCGUCUGGUCAACAUCUCACCCUCCAUACCGUCCAACACCCCAGACACGUGCUACAACUUGCAGGUCGUGGCGGCCCACUGCAACGGCAUGCUUCUGGACGAGGUGGGAAUUGAUCUCCUGGCACUGGAACAGAGGGUCGCGCGGUUGGAGAAGCAAAUUAGGAUGGAGUUUGAGGAGCUUCCACCCGUGGUACAGGACUUGAAGCACCAAGUGGACAGCUUCCGGAAGAAACUGGAGACAACAGAACACCUCAGCUGGCUGGGGUUCUACAAAGAGCUUCCACCCCCGCUAUCAACCGAGGCUUGCAGGAGGCUGCAGUAUCGACGUAAGAGUGAAGAAGAAAAACGUCGUGUGAGGGACAAGUUCUUCAGCAUCUGUGACGUGGCAGUGUCGGAGGAGGUGCGCCAUUACCUGCGUCAGCCCACGUUCGACUGCCACCAGUGGGAGGAUGAGGAGAUCCUCUUGCUGCUGCAACAGAUGUACGUGGACCUGGACCUCACAACAAAGUUUGGCAUUGAGUUGCCAACUCUGCGCAGUUUCCUCUAUGAGGUCUACAAGAAUUACAAUGAGGUGCCCUUCCAUAACUUCAGACACUGCUUCUGUGUGGCGCAGAUGAUGUACUCCAUGGUGUGGUGCGUGAAAUUGCCCAGUAAGAUCGGGGACCUGGAGACACUGAUCUUGCUGACUUCCUGCAUCUGCCAUGACCUGGACCACCCUGGCUACAACAAUAUCUAUCAGAGACAACAGAAAAAAUCCAUCAAGAGGUCACCUCAACUGACGGUAGUCGAAACUGAGGCGAGGGCGUUUGGUCCAGUUACUUUUGUUAUGAGCUUGAAGUUUCUUGUUGCUUUUCAGGAGUUCUUCAAGCAGAGUGAUGCGGAGAAACUGGAGGGACUGCCUGUCACCCCCUUCAUGGACCGUGAGAAGAUCACCAAGCCAUCUUCUCAAUGCAGCUUCAUUGGAUUCGUGUUACUGCCUCUGUUUGAGGCUCUAGGAGAGCUUUUCACUGAGCUGCAGGAUCUGAUAGUGCAGCCCGUGCGGGAUGCAUUGGAUCACUAUCGACGGCUAAACGAGGCAGCAAAGGACGAACGUCUUCAUCGG
Messenger RNA from Zootermopsis nevadensis, 1722 nucleotides. The record is from RefSeq and is a predicted model, not a curated record. Lineage: Eukaryota; Metazoa; Arthropoda; Insecta; Blattodea; Termopsidae.